Molecule: messenger RNA, 300 nt
Organism: Perkinsus marinus ATCC 50983
Lineage: Eukaryota; Perkinsozoa; Perkinsida; Perkinsidae
Exons: 1
Coding region: 1-300 (99 amino acids)
Source: RefSeq, a predicted model, not a curated record
AUGUCAGUCCCUGGCAUCUCAGCUACAGGAGUUCCUGUCCGGCGGUGCUAUACUCUUGAACACACGGCCCCCUUCUUCUCAAGACUUCUGGCAGAGAUAGCUAACCAAGGCAUGUGGAGGCCAUACCUUAAGCGGCUGAAGGCUGCUGAUUCCUGGAGGAACUACAAGUCGGCAGAUAAAGUAAUGGCCUAUGAGGGACAUAUGAUUCAACCGACCAACCUUUCACAAAAUGCCGUUCCUUCCAAGAUCGGUGCCAUCGAGAAACCUUUGAAGCCAGGUCAUGAGGACGCGGACGAUUGA